AAAAGAAGUUUUCCCAAAUCUCGUUCUCUGAAGCAAAAGUCAUUAGAGAGAUUCUUCCUCCAUGGCGACCUACGAAAAACCACAGGUGUCCCCACCACAGGUGUUCCUCAAUUUUCGAGGAGCCGAGCUGAGGCAGAGCUUUGUCGCUCACCUGGAGAUGGCCUUGAUAAAGAGCGGAGUCAACGUCAGAAACGAUGGAAGGAUGAUGAUACGGGGUGUUGAAAAUUUAUUCCAACAGAUCGAGGAGUCGACAAUUGCGCUCGUGAUCUUCUCGAAAAGCUACACCGAAUCGAGGUGGUGCUUAGACGAGCUGGUGAAGAUUAAAGAGCUGGUGGAGGAAGGCAAACUCAUUGCGAUUCCCAUUUUCUACGAGGUGAGUCCAUCCCAUGUGAAGGAGCUUGACGGAGAUUUCGGACUUAACUUGUGGAAUCUAGGGAAUCGUACUAGUGAUUUCGACAGGCUCAAGAAAUGGAAGGAAGCUUUAGAUUUCAUUUCCUCAAAGAUGGGGCUCGUGUUCAAUGAGAAAAGAAACGAAUCUAUCUUUAUCCAUGAAAUCGUCAAGCAGGUCCAAAGGACUCUGACCAGUCUUGGCGUCCGAAACCCUGUUAGUAGUGCUGAUUGCGAUAGUGUUGGCUCACUCCAAGAAGAAAAGAAGCAAGAAAGCGAAAGCCAAAGCCAAAGCUCAAGCUCGACAGACCCAAAGCAUCAAGUGUUCAUCAAUUUCCGGGGAGCCCAGCUGCGUCAUAGUUUUGUCAGCCAUCUCGUGGACGCCUUGGAAAGGCACGGAGUCAGCUUCUUCGUAGAUGCAAACCAGUCGAAGGGUGAAAAACUUGAAAAAAUUUUCAACAGGAUCGAGGAGUCUAAGAUCGCACUCGUUGUCUUCUCUACCGGUUACACAGAAUCGGCUUGGUGCUUACAAGAGCUGGUGAAAAUCAAAGAGCUCAUGGACGAAGGCAAACUCGUGGCCAUCCCAAUCUUUUACAAGGUGGAACCAUCCCAAGUUAAGAAUCUGACUGGAGUUUUCGGUGAAAGCUUUUGGAAUUUGUGGCGUAUUCAACGGGAUAGCCAUAUCAUUAAAUGGAAGGAAGCUUUCAGGUCUAUUGCGUCCAAGUUAGGCUUCAACUUGAGCGAUCACGGUGGUAAUGAGAGUGAGUUCAUCACUCGUAUCGUCGAAGAAGUCCUACAUCUUCUGUCGCAGCGGCAAGGAGAAAACCCGUCUCUCGUUCCUUCCACAAAGAAACCAAAGCUUACUGAAUCGCCCACCACAGCAGAAAAGCAUGAAACGUAUCACAACGUUGGAAUGGAGCAAUUGGAGGAGAAGUUAGAGUUUGAUUCCAAUGAUACUCGAAUUAUUGGAAUUGUUGGGAUGGCUGGUAUUGGCAAAACCACCCUCGCAAUGAUGCUGCACGCAAAGUGGAACCGCAACUUUCUACGCUGCGUUCCUUUUCUGGAUAUCCGUAACAAGUCAGAGGAGCAUGGCCCAGUGUGGCUGCGAACGACACUCCUGGAACUUUUACUUGAGUGUAAAAUAGGUGACGAGUUAACACAUGGGUCUGUCAAAGCUGAACUACUCAAGACCAAGUUCUUCGCUCUUCUGGAUGACGUGAGCGACAAGGCACAGUUAAAGUUUCUCCUCGGUGAACGCGACUGGAUUAAGAAGGGAAGCAAGAUUAUUAUUACAACACGUGACAAGUCAUUGCUUGAGGGAUUUGCUGAUGAUUCUUAUGUGGUUCCAGGAUUGAACGAUGAUGAGGCCUUUCAACUCUUUAAAUAUCACGCCUUCAGUGAUAAACUCUGUAGUCCCACUAGUACCUUCCUGAGGCUCUCUAGAAUGUUCGUGGAUUACGCUCGAGGACACCCAUUGACUCUCACAUUACUAGGUAUGGAACUUAAUGGGAAAGGUGCGGAUGGAUGGGUGUCCAAAUUGGAAAUGGUGACACAAAGAUCCAGUGUUAUGUUUGCUAAUCAACUUGAACUUAGCGAGAAGCAGGAAGAUAUGUUUCUCGACAUAGUGCACUUUUUUCAAUCAGAGGAUGAGUAUUUUGUUAGGAGUUUACUAGAUUCGGGAGAUCCUGAUUCUACUGAUGCGGUGAGUGAAGUAAAAGAUCUCGUCAACAAAUUCCUGAUUACAACUGCUGACGGCCGAGUAGAAAUCAACGUUCCACUAUAUACGUUCUGUACCGACCCUGGUUCUCCUCGGUGGCUUAGGCUGGGGAACUUUGAAGAUAUCAUGAAGGAGCCAAUGAAAAUGAAAAAAACAGAUGCCAAGAAUGUAAGGGGUAUUUUCUUGGACACGUCAAAGUUAGAGAAGAGCAUUUGCUUGGACAUCUCAACCUUCACUGAUAUGCGCAAUCUUCGAUACAUGAAAAUAUAUGAUUCUUGUUGUUCUCGGCGAUGUAAAAAUCAAGACUGCAAAUUAUACUUCCCCGAUGGGCUUGAGUUCCCCUUGGAAGAGGUUCGAUAUCUCCACUGGGUGAAAUUUCCAUUGGAUGAGCUUCCACCGGACUUCAGACCGGAGAAUCUUGUUGACCUUAGGCUGCCAUACAGUAACAUUACACGUGUUUGGGAAGGCGAAAAGGAUACACCACGGUUGAAGUGGGUAGAUCUAAGCCACUCGAAUGAGUUGGUCGACUUGUCAGCAUUGUCAAAGGCUGUAAAUCUUCAAAGACUAAAUCUGGAAGGCUGCACGAGUUUGGAGGAGUUGCCGGUGGAGAUUCAGAAUAUGAAGUCACUUGUUUUCCUGAACCUAAGAGGAUGCAUAAGUCUGUGGUCUCUUCCGGAGCUGAAUUUAAGCUCUCUGAAAACACUCAUCCUCAGUGAUUGCUCAAACCUCGACGAGUUUCAGCUAGUUUCAAAAAGUGUAGAAUUUCUUCAUUUGGAUGGCACAGCAAUCAAAGGACUUCCUCAGGGUAUAGAGAACCUCCAAAGGCUUGUCGUGUUGAAUUUGAAAAACUGCAAAAUGUUGGAGUGUCUUCCCAACUGUCUGAGCAACCUGGAAGCUCUUGACAAACUAAUACUCUCUGGUUGUUCGAAGCUUAAGAAUCUUCCGGAUGUCAAGAAUAGCUUAAAACAUCUGCAGGUUUUACUUUUUGAUGGGACAGGAGCAAAAGAGAUGCCAAGCAUCUCAUGCUUCACUGGAUCCGAAGGCCCAGCGUCUGGAGAUGUGUUCUUACAAACUCUAGGAUCGCAUUGCAGCGUGAGAGAAUGGCCAUGCGGUGUUAACGUAGUAUACUCACUGCGGCGACUGUGUUUGAGUGGAAAUGAUUUUCUCAGCCUGCAACCUGAUAUUUGGAAACUUUAUAAUCUGAAAUGGCUCGAUGUGAAGCAGUGCAAGAAGCUGAGAUCUAUUCCAAUGCUUCCACCAAGACUUGAGUACUUUGACGCACAUGGUUGUGAUUCCCUUGAAAGAGUUGCAAAACCUAUAGCCUUUCUGAUGUUGUCUGAUCAGAGCCAUGCCACAUUCAAUUUUUCCAACUGCAACAAGUUGGAUCGAGAUGCAAAGGAUAAUAUCGUAUCUUAUACCCGGUGGAGAAGCCAGUUAGUGCUAGGUGAACUCACACUAUGCAGUGGGGGUUUAGUUUCAGAAGCACCGAUUGGAACUUGUUUUACUGGAUGGGAAGUCCCUGCCUGGUUCAGUCACCGAGCCUACGGAUCGUUGUUAAAGACCAAGCUGCCUCCACACUGGUGUGAUAAUAAAUUUACUGGGAUUGGUCUAUGCGCUGUUAUCGUAUUUGAUGGCUACCACAACCAAAGGAAAAGUGUCUUAUUGAAAUGUAAUUUUGAGUUUAAGAAUGAAGACGGGUCUAGUAACCGCUUUAGCUGCACGGUUGGAGGUUGGGGCGAACCAAUUGACACACCAUUGAAGCCUGUGUCGUCUCAUGUCUUUAUCGGCUUUACCAGGAGGAUGGAUAUCAACAAAAUUAGUGAAGAGGAUGAUAAAGAGAAAUGUGUUUCUACUAAAACCAUUAUUGAGUUUCAAGUGACAGAUGGUAUGGAAAAGAUCAAAGGUUGCGAGGUGGUGAAGUGUGGCUUUAGUUUGGUAUAUGCACCCGAAGAAAAGAGGAAUAUAUGUUCAGAUUUAAAGACUUUUUAGCUCCAAUAGAGGGUUGAGGUCUUCCGGUGAAGCAAAAAUACAAAAUAAGUUUAUCA
This is a messenger RNA of Brassica napus (rape), 4149 nucleotides long. RefSeq names its product disease resistance protein LAZ5. Gene Ontology annotation, biological process: defense response; signal transduction. The coding region runs from base 62 to 4093 and encodes 1343 amino acids. Gene Ontology annotation, molecular function: ADP binding. The record is from RefSeq and is a predicted model, not a curated record. The transcript has 6 exons. Lineage: Eukaryota; Viridiplantae; Streptophyta; Magnoliopsida; Brassicales; Brassicaceae.